Messenger RNA from Marmota monax (woodchuck), 2339 nucleotides. RefSeq names its product RNA polymerase II associated protein 3 (gene Rpap3). NCBI's taxonomy places the organism in Eukaryota, Metazoa, Chordata, Mammalia, Rodentia, Sciuridae. The record is from RefSeq and is a predicted model, not a curated record. Bases 138 to 2132 code for a protein of 664 amino acids. Gene Ontology annotation, molecular function: protein binding. The transcript is spliced from 17 exons.
CUCCGGCCAGGCCCCGGGGGCGGGGCGAGGGCCCGCGGGGCCUUGUGGGAAGGUCCAGGGAGGCGGGGCGGCGCGAGUGGCGGCGCGUCUGAGCGGCUGCUGUUAGAAGUUGGUUGUUCAAAGCUCUACAGGCCAUAAUGACUUCCAGUAAAGCAAUUGAAUUACAACUGCAAGUGAAACAAAAUGCAGAAGAAUUACAAGACUUUAUGAGGGAUUUAGAAAACUGGGAAAAAGACAUUAAACAAAAGGAUAUGGAACUAAGAAGACAGAGUGGUAUUCUUGAAGAGAAUUUACCUCCUAUUCGAAAUGGGAAUUUUAGGAAAAAGAAGAAAGGCAAAGUUAAAGAGUCUUCUAAAAAAACCAAGGAGGAAAACACAAAAAAUAGGAUAAAAUCUUAUGAUUAUGAGGCAUGGGCAAAACUUGAUGUGGACAGUAUCCUUGAAGAGCUUGAUAAAGAAGAUACUACCCAUGAUUCUGUGUCUCAAGAAUCAGAGUCAGAAGAGGAUGGGAUUCAUGUAGAUGCACAAAAGGCUCUUGCUCUAAAAGAAAAGGGCAAUAAAUACUUCAAACAAGGGAAAUAUGAUGAAGCAAUUGAAUGCUACACAAAAGGCAUGGAUGCUGAUCCAUAUAAUCCUGUGUUGCCAACAAAUAGAGCAUCAGCAUACUUCAGAUUGAAAAAAUUUGCUGUUGCUGAGUCUGAUUGUAAUUUAGCAAUUGCCUUAAGUAGAAGUUAUACUAAGGCUUAUGCUAGACGAGGUGCUGCUCGAUUUGCUCUGCAAAAAUUAGAGGAUGCUAAAAAAGAUUAUGAAAAAGUAUUAGAAUUGGAGCCAAAUAACUUUGAAGCAAUGAAUGAACUCAGGAAAAUUAAUCAGGCUUUAACAUUCAAAGAAAACUCAUAUCCAGAGGAAGCUGCUAUAGUGACUGAGUCAACUGAUGGAGAAAAAAAACAUAUUGAAGAACAGAAAAAUAAGCAGCAGGCCAUUACAGAAAAAGAUCUGGGGAAUGGAUUUUUCAAAGAGGGGAAGUACGAAAGAGCAAUCGAAUGCUAUACUCGAGGAAUAGCAGCAGAUGGUGCUAAUGCCCUUCUUCCUGCUAACCGAGCAAUGGCCUAUCUGAAGAUUCAGAAAUAUGAAGAAGCUGAAAGAGACUGCACACAAGCCAUUUUAUUAGAUGGCUCUUACUCCAAAGCUUUUGCUAGAAGAGGAACUGCAAGAACAUUUUUGGGAAAGAUAAAUGAGGCCAAACAAGAUUUUGAAACUGUGUUACUUCUGGAGCCUGGAAAUAAGCAAGCAGUAACUGAACUUUCUAGAAUUAAAAAGGAAUUAAUUGAGAAAGGACACUGGGAUGAUGUCUUUCUUGAUUCCACACAAAGACAAAAUGUGGUAAAACCCAUUGAUAAUCCACCUCAUCUUGGAUCAGUUAAACCACUCAAGAAGGUUAUUAUUGAAGAAACUGGUAAUUUGAUACAGACUAUUGAUGUGCCAGAUAGCACUACUGCUGCUGCUCCAGAGGGUAAUCCUAUUAAUCUAGCAAACGUAAUAGCAGCCACAGGCACUGCUGGUAAAAAGAAUUCAAGCCAAGAUGACCUUUUGCCCCCAAGUGAUACUCCACGAGCAAAAGUUUUGAAAAUAGAAGAAAUCAAUGAUACUUCAGCCUUGCCACCUCGAGUCAGUUUGAAACAGGACAUUAGCCAGUCUUUGAGUGAGAAGAUUUCUAUAAAGGGAGAACAAGUACCUGCUAAGUUUGUCACAUCUGCUCUGCCUCCAGUUCCUGCCAACUCAUUCCAGCUUGAAUCUGAUUUCAGACAACUGAAAGGUUCUCCAGAUAUGUUGUAUCAGUAUUUAAAGCAAAUUGAACCAUCAUUGUAUCCUAAGUUGUUUCAGAAGAAUCUAGAUCCAGAUAUAUUCAACCAAAUCAUUAAAAUUCUGCAUGACUUUUACAUUGAGAAAGAAAAGCCAUCACUUAUUUUUGAAAUCUUACAAAGACUUUCUGAACUAAAAAGGUUUGAUAUGGCAGUAAUGUUUAUGUCAGAAUCUGAGAAAAAGAUUGCACAUGUAUUGUUCAAUCACAUAGACAAAUCAGGAUUGAAAGAUAAUUCUGUUGAAGAACUCAAGAAAAGAUAUGGUGGUUGACAUCUAUUUUUACUAAAAGUAUUGUUUUUGACUUCCACAUGUAAAUUUUUUUCUACUGAAAAUAUAAAGUGUUUUGCUUUUUCAGAAACCAUAUAGAAAAGGACUCACUUUGGACAUAAAUUAAUUAACUAUAAAGUGAAAUGUGAGAAUUGUAUUCUGGUGAACUAUUUGUAAGUCUUUCUAAAAAUAAAAAUAUAAAUAAUGGCA